AUGCAGCACCGAGGGCCCAGCGGGGUGAACCAGCUCGGGGGGCUCUUCCUGAACGGCCGCCCCCUCCCCACGUGCAAGAGGCAGAGGAUCAUCGCGCUGGCGGCCAGCGGCGCCCGCAGCUCCGACAUCUCCCGCAGCCUCAAGGUGUCCAACGGCUGCGUCAGCAAAAUCCUGGGCCGCUACUACCGCACGGGGGCCGUGGGGCCCAGGGCGGCGCGGGGCCGCCAGCCCCGCACGGCCACCCCCGCCGUGGUGGCCAGCAUCGCGCGCAUGAAGCGCGAGCAGCCCGGGCUCUUCGCCUGGCAGAUCCGGCGGCGGCUGCACGCCGAGGGAAGCUGCGCCAGCGGCGGCAUCCCCAGCGUCUCCUCCAUCAACCGCGUGCUCCGGACCCUGCCCAGCGACCUGCGGCUGGCGGCCGAGCCCCGGGACCCGCGGCCUCGGGUGUCCCCCGCGGCCCCGGGGAGCCCGGAGCGCCCGGGAGGCACCGGGGGCGGUGGCAGGAGCCGGACCGUGUUCUCCCGGCAGCAGCAGGAGGCUCUGGAGGAAGCGUUCCGCAGGGGACAGUACCCGGACAGCGCCACCCGCGAGCGCCUGGCCGCGGCCACCCAGCUCCCCGAGACCACCGUCAGGGUGUGGUUCUCGAACCGCCGGGCCAAGUGGCGACGCGAGAGCAAGCGGCAGCUGGAGGCGGGCGGCGCAGGCUCCUGGAGCGACUGGAUGCCGCCCGCUGCCGCCGCCGCCCGGCAGCCCCUCCCGGACACCCCCGCGGGCUCGGGGCAGCCCCCGCCCGGCCCCGCCGCCCGCCCGCGCCCCGCGGCCCCGCUGCACCUCUGCGCCUCCGGGCCCUGCGCCUGGGACGACGCUUGCUGCGGUCUGGCUGCCGGCGGGACCCCCGUCCCCGCGCCCUGGGGGGCUCUGGAGAGCUCCCCCUUCGCCCUGCUGCCCCCCGGGCUCCCCCCGCUGCCAGCCUGGGGCCUGGAGCCGCGCUGA
Molecule: messenger RNA, 990 nt
Organism: Passer montanus (Eurasian tree sparrow)
Lineage: Eukaryota; Metazoa; Chordata; Aves; Passeriformes; Passeridae
Gene: PAX4
Product: paired box 4
Exons: 10
Coding region: 1-990 (329 amino acids)
Biological process (GO): regulation of transcription by RNA polymerase II; anatomical structure development
Molecular function (GO): RNA polymerase II cis-regulatory region sequence-specific DNA binding; DNA-binding transcription factor activity, RNA polymerase II-specific
Source: RefSeq, a predicted model, not a curated record